UUAUGAGGUAAUCUAACAAUGAAAAGCCUCUUCCUGUACAAGGAAGUUCUAUUAAUAGACAAUUCUACUAUAAUCUCCUAUCUCUUGAGAAGGCCAUAAUCAAAGAACCACAACUUGAUGCUGUGCAAUAGGCUCUUGCUAUGUAUAGGUAAAUGAGUGCAUAUUAUCAUCAAUAGAAAGUGCGUGGAGUAUUUUGAUAAUAUACAGGAUCCUAUCAAAUAUUACUUUUUGGAUAAGAUUCAAUAGGCUUUGAGUGAAACCAAAACACUUAUGCUCAUUAUCAAUUCCAGAUCAGAAAUUGAGUCUUCCAAGACCAUCAGUCCUGUGAAGAGAUCCUCCAUCUCAGACCUGCCUCCCCCACUUUUGUCCGAUCAAUAGAUUAUGGAUAAGAAACUCAGAUCCAAAUAAGUGACCCUCUAAAUCAAGUUGCAUGAAGCUGCUGAUUAGCAAUGUAUAAUCCAUUCGCAUUUAUUCUAGCUGAAAUGCUCAAUACUAUGGUCACAGAUUUUACAACUAAUACUACAAGUACGGAUCAAAAGGUUAGAUAGGAUUUGAAUUAACAAGCAGACAUAAUACAAGCGAGAAUACUCAAGAGAUAGCAAAGUACUAAAAUGAAAGGUUGUUCAUCGAUGCAAACAUUGUUAUGAUUAUUAUAUAUAUAUUUAGUAUUUUGAUGUAAUAUCCUUCAGGAUUUGUUAUAUGA
Paramecium octaurelia is the source of this 703-nucleotide messenger RNA. The record is from the annotation of a GenBank genome assembly. NCBI's taxonomy places the organism in Eukaryota, Ciliophora, Oligohymenophorea, Peniculida, Parameciidae.